AUGGCAGGCCCGAUCAGACACAAGGCCCUCAUUAAUGUCGACAUGGGCGAAGGAUAUGGGAAUUGGGCUAUUGGUCCAGACGAUGAUUUGCUUCCCUUUAUCGAUCAUGCCAAUAUCGCGUGUGGUUUUCAUGCAUCUGAUCCUCUAAUCAUGAUGGAAACAGUCCGUAACUGCAUUAAACACGGUGUCAAAAUCGGCGCGCAUCCCGGUCUCCCCGAUCUACAAGGCUUCGGACGACGAGAAAUGAAGCUCAGUGCCGACGAGCUCACCGCUAUAACCGUCUACCAGGUUGGCGCGUUGAAGGGGUUCUUGGACCGAGAGGGAGUGGCUUUGCAUCACGUCAAGCCACACGGCAUGCUGUAUGGGAUGUGCUGCAGAGACUACGAAACCGCCAAGGCCGUCUUCCUAGGCAUUCCAAAGGGCGUGCCGGUGUUUGGCCUGGCUGGUACAUACAUGGAACAGGCUGCCAAAGACUUGGGGAUUGAGUUUAUUGCUGAGUUUUAUGCCGACGUCAAGUACGACGCGGAUGGCAAGGUAGUGGUAGAACGGAAGAAAGGUGGCUGGAAGACAGAAGAUGUCCACACUCGGGUCACGCAACAGUUGGAAACAUGUACUGCGCCGGCAAUUGACGGUUCAACGUGUUCGUUUCCCAUUAAUGACUACCGCGUUUCGAUAUGCUGCCACUCAGACGUGCCUGGCUGCCUAAAUGUUGUCAAGACAACCCGCGAAGCCGUUGAUGCUUUCAAUAAGAAGUAUUUUCCUGACCCGUAG
Molecule: messenger RNA, 771 nt
Organism: Talaromyces stipitatus ATCC 10500
Lineage: Eukaryota; Fungi; Ascomycota; Eurotiomycetes; Eurotiales; Trichocomaceae
Product: lactam utilization protein LamB
Exons: 3
Coding region: 1-771 (256 amino acids)
Biological process (GO): carbohydrate metabolic process
Source: RefSeq, a predicted model, not a curated record